CUCAGCGUAGUUUGAAUAUUUGAAAUGACUACGUUAAUUGAGCAGCUUAUUAAUAAGAUGGGUCUGCGAGAUGAGCCCAAUGUAUUGGAGAAAACAACUGAGCUAAUGCGUUUGUUGGAGUUGCGCUCUACUAAUGUUCCAUUGCAGAUCAAUGAAUAUGGUAAAAUAGUGCUGUGUGCCGACUUGGCUUGCUGUCUGUUGAGCAUAGGAUUUGAUAAGGAGCAAGCACUGAAAUUGUCAGGAUUGCGCAAGUCACACUAUCUGAACAACAAGCGAAUGUUUGAGAAGCUACUCGAUCUGAACAAGCUGCCCACGGUGAAUGAUAUAUGCAUCCAGUUAACGCUAAACGAGGCAAAACGCAAGGCUGAGGACUUGCUGACCAUGUUCAAAAGUGUAAUGGGGGAUAAUCCCGACACAGAGCAUCCUCAGUAUGCAGCUAUGGCUGUGUUUCAAGCUUGUCGUCUGCUAAAAAUGAAGGUGUCUAAACCCAAACUCAUGCCAUUCAGCAACCUACGACCGACGCAGUGGCAACAACUAGAGCAGCAAUGGGAGCGUUUAAUUGAAAAGCAUUACAAGGAAAACAAGCUUACUUCCGAAUUGGAAGACAAGCUUAAUCAAGAUAAUUUUAAUGCGAAUGUAAAAAAGAGUCCAAAAAAGCCAAAGGUUGAGGUAGAAGAUUAUGAUAAAUGGAAGGCGCGAAUGCUGGCAUCGGCCGAAGCUAAGUUAAAGGAGUUGGAGGACAAUGGAGUGUCAAACAUUGAAGAAUAAGACAGUGAAAAAAUGUAAUAGUGACGUAAUCUAUUCCUUAAUAUUUAAACAUUUAGAAUAAAAAACUCAAUUAUGUAAAC
Messenger RNA from Drosophila busckii, 848 nucleotides. RefSeq names its product origin recognition complex subunit 6 (gene Orc6). Gene Ontology annotation, molecular function: DNA binding. The coding region runs from base 25 to 768 and encodes 247 amino acids. NCBI's taxonomy places the organism in Eukaryota, Metazoa, Arthropoda, Insecta, Diptera, Drosophilidae. The transcript is spliced from 2 exons. Gene Ontology annotation, cellular component: nuclear origin of replication recognition complex. The record is from RefSeq and is a predicted model, not a curated record. Gene Ontology annotation, biological process: DNA replication initiation; DNA replication.